Messenger RNA from Xyrauchen texanus (razorback sucker), 2518 nucleotides. RefSeq names its product myb/SANT-like DNA-binding domain-containing protein 2. The transcript is spliced from 4 exons. The record is from RefSeq and is a predicted model, not a curated record. The coding region runs from base 19 to 1644 and encodes 541 amino acids. NCBI's taxonomy places the organism in Eukaryota, Metazoa, Chordata, Actinopteri, Cypriniformes, Catostomidae.
CUUAGCAACAGAGGCAAGAUGGCGGCCCCCAGUAACGCUGAGGGUUCUCCUGAUCUGUCAGUGCCGCUCAAGAUUCCCAAAACCGAGAUUCCCUCCCCGGAAUCAGAAGAUCUGAGUGACAGCAACCAAUACCAUUCCAAUCCCUCCACCCCAAACAGAUUCUCUCCUCUGAACGUCGGGGUCUCUCUGUCGGGGGGCAUAGGCCGGAGUGGAUCGGCCUCUGCCUCCAACAGCUUCACCGCCUGCCGAGGCAUGUCUUGGACACCAUCCGAAACGAACGCCCUUAUAGCUGUGUGGGGCAACGAGAGGCUUGCUGAGGCGCGGAUGCAGCAGCUGGAGGUGGCUGGGACGGUGUUUUCUGGCAAGGCGCCUGGACCAGCGAUGUACGAGCGGGUGUCCAGAGCGCUGUCAGAGCUGGGCUACGAAAGGACCCCAUCCCAGUGUCGAGAGAGGAUGAAGACGCUAAGACGGUGCUACAGCCGGGUGAAGGAGCAUGGUAUUGGGAAAAGGAAGAGCAGUUACUCCAUUGAGCAGCUGGAGAAGGUUUUUGGGCAGGGUGGCUGGGAUUCCCAGAGCUGUCAGCCUGUGCUGAUCAACAGUAGUGGGCUGUACCAGGAGAUGGAGUCAGAUGGCAGUACUAUGGAGGACUAUUCUCAGGAAGACUGGUGCAAUCAGGACCUUUCUGCAGCCUUCAAUGAAGGAGACAUAGAGACAGAGGAGAACCAGCUUCCAAAGGCCAGAGUUCUUCAGAUAAGACUGGAGCCAUCUGAGCAGUCCCAACGUAAAGAUGUAAUGCAGAAUGUGAUGCGUAUCUUGGAGUCAGUGGAGGUCAAAUGGGAGCACUUUCAAACAUGGACUGACUUCUCCCGCCUUCACCUGUCCAAUAAGCUGGCCAUCUUUGGAGUGGGCUACAACACGCGGUGGCGAGAAGAUAUCCGCUACCACUACGCAGAGAUCAGCUCGCAGGUCCCUCUGGGAAAGCGACUACGGGAAUACUUCAACCCUGAGAAGGCGGAGGGCAGGGUUAUCAUGACCAAGGUGCAGAAGAUGAACUGGAAAAAUGUAUAUUAUAAGUUCCUGGACAUCACUAUUAGUGAAGCUCGCUGUUUGGAACUGCAUCUGGAAGUAGACUGGAUCCCAAUUGCACAGACCAGGGCGACAGGUUGCAGUAAUGGUUCACAGUACCUCCUGCCAGGGGGCAUCCCAAAAACAUAUGGCCUAUAUGCGAUAGGCUACGAGGAGACGAGUAUGUCCAAUUCGUCUUACACAGAGGACAAGUCCUCCCCCUCACAGGAAGAGGAGAAGGUGGAUCAUUGUGAGAGUAAGAAAAAGGAGGAGAGGACAUCAGCCAAAGUCACUUACUGUUACCUCGGCAUUGCAGAGGAGAGGACACUACAGCAGUGUCUGUUUCAGCACUUUCAGACUUCAGGCAAACACUAUAGCCGAGGAGAGCCCUCAGCCAUAACCAGAUUCCUGCAGGAAAACUGCACAGGCCAGGCCAGAGAGGGCACCCUUUCUGGAUUACCCAUCUACAUUAAAUUCAUCGAGGUGGAGCUGGACUUUCUCUCUGCUGGAUCUUUAGUGGAAUGUAUAGAGACUGCAAUUGGUUAUUCAUUAAAGUUCAAAAAGAAGGAAGCACUGUAAUGGUUACAUCUUCCAAAAACGCUCUUUAAAGCCAGAAUAUUGAAACGGAGCUAUAUGAAAGGGAUAGUUCACCCAAAAAUUCAGAUUCUGUUAUAUCAUUCACUUACCUUCAUGUUGUUCCAACCCCAUAUGACUUUCAUUCUUCCUGACUUAGGCUAACAUUCUGCCUAACAUCUGCUUUUGUGUUCAAUUGAAAAAAGAAAGUCAUACCAGUUUGGAACAACUUGAGGAUGAAUAAAAGAUGAUAGAAUUAUCAUUUCUGGGUGAAUUAUCCCUUUAAACUGACCUCAAGAAAUUCUUGAACUUAAAAGUAUUUAUGUGGUAUUUUGGGCAGUCUGUUCCAGUAGGAAUGUACUCUCAUCUGCAGUGGCAAUUGUCAUUAUCAGGGAGCAAAAGCUUUUGUUAGUUGAUGUAGAUGAUAUCCAGAGGGUUGGGUCUGUUUAUUUUCAAACUGCCUUUAUUUAAAGGAAUAUUCUGGGUUCAGUACAAGUUAAGUGCAAUCGACAGCAUUUGUGGCAUAAUGUUGAUUACUAACACCCCCCAUACUAAUGUAAGUGCUUUUAUAGAAUUAUAAGCUUCACAUUUCUGCCUUUAAACCCUCAAAAAAAUGGCCCCAUUCAAUUCCAUUGUAAGGUCCUCACUGUAACAUCGAUUUUUGCUUCUUUUUUAAAGAAAAGGAGGGACGAGUCAAAUGUUUGGUUUUGAGGUUAUCAACAUUAUGCCACAAAUGCUGUCGAUUCAGAUUAACUUGUAUUGAACCCAAAAUAUUUCUUUAACUUUUUCCAGCCAGUGCAACCGAGAUCCAAUGCAGGAACUGAAAAAGAGAAAGAAUUCUCAAAAAUAAUGAAUUAAGUAUCAAAUCUAUCUAUCUUAU